Messenger RNA from Cannabis sativa, 1979 nucleotides. RefSeq names its product UPF0481 protein At3g47200. Lineage: Eukaryota; Viridiplantae; Streptophyta; Magnoliopsida; Rosales; Cannabaceae. The transcript has 2 exons. The record is from RefSeq and is a predicted model, not a curated record. The coding region runs from base 42 to 1571 and encodes 509 amino acids.
CUCAUAUCAUUAUCAUUUCACACAAAAUUUACAUAUUGAAAAUGACUAGUACUCACCAUGAAAUAGUAGCUAUUGGCAAUGAGAAAGUAGCCUCAGCAAGUUCUAAACUACACGACGAGUUGAUGAAAAACAAGACGAAUGAACAGCCCAAACCGAUAGUAAGGAGGAGAUCAGACCGUGAGAGAGGCCAACAGACGAAGAUUCAAAAAGUUCCUCAAGUGCUUAGAGAUGAAUACAAGGGUUUGGAGAAGUACUACGACCCAAAGUGGAUAUCAAUCGGUCCAAUCCAUCAUGGCAACCCUAAAUUCAAGCUCGCCGAGCAAAAAUUCAAGUUCAAAUUCGCAGCUAAAUUUGUCGAAAACAGCGGUCAACAAUCCCACGAGCAACUUUACAAAACAAUAAUGGAAAAAAUUGAAGUGUUGAAGGAGUGUUUUGACGAAGAAGUGCUCGAAAACUAUUUCAACAAAAAAGAUCAUGACGACGAAUCGUUGGGGUGGAUGUUGUUCUUGGAUGGAUGUUUCACACUCCAAUUCAUUUACAGCACUGUUCAAAACGAGUUAAGCGAUUUAUUUGACAUUAAAAAUGACCAAGUUGCUUUUGUUUUUCAUGAUUUUUUCUUGCUAGAGAAUCAAAUACCAUAUCUUGUGCUAAAAUUGUUGAUGGAGAAUUGUAGCAAAGGUGGUGGUUUUGUCAACAAAUUGCAAAAUUCCAUAUUGAUGUUUCUUACUUAUAGUGUGUUGACACCUGAAAAGUAUAGAAAGGGUAUGAUGGUUCUUCCAACUGAGAUGCCUGUCCAUCUUCUUGAUUUUCUACGUUUGUUACUUCUUCAACCAACUCAUCCACAAAAGACAAAAAGGUCACUAUCAUCAUCACUAUAUCAUUAUUAUGACAACAUACUAGGUUGUUUGCUACCUCAACAACUCAAAUACAAACUCACUACUCCACCAUUAUCUUUGGAUAAAGUAGUACCUCCUCAACUCAAUGCAAAGAAAAACGAAGACGAGCAAAAGCAACAGACUUUUCGUAGUGUGAUGGAUCUUAAGGCCGCAGGAAUAAACUUAAAUCCGAGCAAGAGUAGCUCUUUGAAAGACAUAAGAUUCUCUUCGGGUCUCUUCACAGCUGACCUAGAAUUGCCACCGAUCACAGUUGAUGACUCGAUGGCUCCUAAAUUCUUAAACCUAAUCGCCUACGAAAUGUGUCCAGACAAUACCAAGACCAAGUACGAAGUGUCAUCAUACAUAAGUUUCCUAGACUCGCUCAUUGAUUAUCCAAACGACGUGAAAGAGUUGAGAUCUUCUCAUAUCCUUCACAACCUUCUUGGUUGUGACAAAGAAGUUGCAAAACUUUUUAAUGAGAUGGGCAAAUUCCUUGUUCCAAACCAUGAGGUGUAUGAGAAUGUGAUAAAUGAAAUAGAGAAGCACUAUCACAACAAAUGCUUGACUUGGAUUGCUCAAGUUUUGAAUGAUCAUUUUAGUACUCCUUGGACUAUUGUCACAUUUCUGGCUGCAUUUUUGGCUCUUGGUAUGUCUUUUAUCCAAACUUAUUACACCAUCUAUCCUAUGGGAGAUUGAGAAAUGUGAUAUGUACUUAUGUGCACUCAAAUAUUACAUACAAUGAUGUGACAGUAUUUUUUAAAAAAUGUGACUGAUUAAAAAAUUGUCACGUUACUUUGUAUAAUGUUUGAGCGUAUAAUUUGUCACAUAUCCUUACUCGAUAGACCUUCAAGAUCACACCGCCGUAUCAGACACGUGUUACAUUUAUUUAUUUUUCAUAACAUGAUUGGUUUUUUUGUUUUUUGUCAAAGUUUAUUUUCAAAAAAGGAAUUGAUUAUUCCUAAUAAUAAUUUGUGAGCAUAUGUACUUUUGUACAUUAUGCAGUCAAUAAUUUGUAAUUUGGAUUUUGAGUUUGCUAAUUUACCUCCUUUGUGCCCAUAAUUAUUUGUUUAUAAAACUUGUGAUAUUAUUAAUAAUAAUUUUCUC